UCUCCACCCAUUCAGCAUCUGUAGAGCUCAGUGCGUAAAAACAGCAGCUGAGUGCGCAUCGCGGUGAACAACCGGCUCCGGUAACAGUAGUUAGUACCCGACCGCAGUCUCAGAAAGUUGACUUUAUUAUAGUUUCAUCCAGCAGAAUCUUUCCCAGACUCGAGCCUCGGCGGGGACAUGCCGGAACCCGAGGGAACCCGUCGGUCACCGCAAGGUGUCCCCUACACCGACCUGCGGCACAUUGUCAGUGCCGACGGACUGCACCUGUUCUGCCGUUACUGGGAGCCCGACAGUCCGCCGAAGGCGCUGGUGUUUGUUGCUCAUGGAUUAGGAGAACAUUGUGGGGGAUAUGCCGACAUUGCUCACAGUCUCACCCAACAUGGCAUGCUGGUGUUCUCCCACGACCACGUUGGUCAUGGUCAGAGUGAAGGUGAAAGAAUGAAUAUUAAUAACUUCCAGACCUACAUCAGAGAUUCCCUUCAGCACAUUGACAUCAUGAAGGGGCAGUACCCCAACCUGCCAGUCUUCAUCAUUGGCCACUCAAUGGGAGGGGCCAUUUCUAUUCUGACUGUUUGUGAAAGACCACAGGACUUUGCAGGUGUGGUUCUUAUAGCCCCCCUGGUUCAAAUGAAUGCAGAGUCUGCUACACCCUUCAAGGUUUUUAUGGCUAAAGUUUUAAACCGAUUAGCUCCCAAGCUUUCUCUCGGCACUAUUGACGCAAGAUGGAUUUCACGGGAUCCUAAGCAGGUGGAGGCAUAUGACACAGAUGAACUAAAUCAUCACGGAGGGCUGCGUGUCUCACUUGGAAUACAGUUGAUGAAUGCUGCCGCUCGCAUUGAGAAAGAACUGUCCAACAUCACAUGGCCCUUCUUUAUUCUGCAUGGCGAUGCUGACAAGCUUUGUGACAUCAGAGGGUCUCAUCUAAUGUAUAAUGAGGCCAAGACCACAGAUAAAAAAAUUAAGGUAUACGAAGGAGCUUUCCAUGCACUACAUCAUGACUUACCCGACACAGUUGAAUCAGUCUUAAAGGAGGUGAGCACAUGGAUUCUGGAGAGAGUCCCUACCCCUAAUGGGUUUUAGCUCUCAAUCCCAAAAUGCACAAUUGCCCAUAUCUAAUUCGUACUGACAAAGGAUGUCUGACUGCACUACAUGCCAACAAAACUACACUCAUUAUGAUUAAUCUAAGAGAAGAGGUCAAUGGUAUGUGAACUUUGACCCAAAUGUUCUUUAAUAUGGCAUUGUAAAGGUUUUGUAAAAAAAUGUUUUAAGUCUGUAACCCACACUUCUAAGGUAUUAGUACCGCAGGGCAUGAUGUUACCGUAGCAAUUAUAAAGAAGGAUAUGAUGAAGCCGGUUGCCACGGUAAUGGAACACAGCUCACCUUUGCUCUGUUAUGUCCAGCACCUGCAUAUUAGAGAUGCAGUUCUGCCCCUGCUGGACAACAGCGACAUUGCGUUUUGCUUUGAGCUCAGUUACCAAGGCAACUCCAACUCUAAUAUAUAUUGCCUUGCAUUGGCAGAAAAACAAAUUGAACCUAAAGAGAUGGUAAUAUGUGGAAAGAUUCAAAAUGUCUGCCAAGCUUCUUUGACACUGCAUAGAGAUUAAACAGACUAUCUAUAGAAGCAUAUAGAAACAUAGGAGAGAACGAAACGUUUGUUUACAAAUUUCUUAAGGUUUGACUGUUUUAAAGAGACUGUUGCAUUUCUUUGAGCAUUCAAAUAUAAAUAUAAAAAUUGUUAAAAGCUGAUUCUUUCUUGGGCUGUAAUAUCCCAUUCCUUUAUUCUUACCAGUGUUGGUUUUGUUGACUAUGUUACUUAGUAAAAAUAUGGUUACUGUUAAAAUGACGAUAUGUUCACAAUUGCUUUUGUGACCUCAGGGUUAUAGAGAGAUCAGCUAGGGUGCUCGUGAGGUUUGUAGCUCUAAAUAAACAUUCAGUUGUAAAAGGUCAGUUUUUCACAUCAUCUAAACAUUUAAUGCGCCUCACUCAGAACUGUUCUGAUUCAGACAAGGGGGGGUUUGUUAUAGAGAUUUGCUUCUAAGCUGUAGAGGCAUUUUUAUCAAUGAAUGUGAAUCAAUAAAGGUUUUUCUAUUCCUGACCGUGGCACAUUUUUAAUAUAAGAAACACAAAAAAUGAUUGUUGAAUUUUUAUAUAUUGUCAUUGAGCCAUGUACUUAAGAUCUGUUUUGAAAUAACACUGCUAUCUGUGAUAUGUGUGCAGAACUGAUAUGGCCGGCACAUAAAUGUACAGCGUGUACAGUUCAAUCUUAGAGAGAAGUUUUGCUUACAUAAAAAAUGGUUCUCAUCUAACAUGUUGAUGUCAAAUAUGAUGUCGUUUGGUUGUAUAAAAUAUGCAUAACCGGUUCAAGACAUGAAAAGCAUUUAUAGAACAAAGCAGCUUAUCUUUAAUAGGAAUGAUUUUUUUGUGACUGACUGUUUUUCUAACUGUUUUAAAAAUCUUCCUUAAGUGGAAGUGCCAGUGGCACUGUGAUUGGAUUCUCAAAGUAAAUUACAUUUCUCAAUAAUGCAUUGUUGCAGAUUGAUUCAUGUAAGAACCACUAUACAGUUGUAUUGUUCUAGCACAGACUAUAUUAAAAAAGUUUUUUAAUUCCUAAUAUUAAAAGGCUGUAAUAUAUUGAAUAUAGAAAUCAAUAAUAUGACUCAUAUAACUGUCGGAUUUAACUGAAUUAUUUUACUUAUUUUAUGAAUGUUUAAUAUUAUGAAAUAAAGUCUAAAUUAUAAAUGUU
Messenger RNA from Triplophysa dalaica, 2743 nucleotides. It is a transcript of the gene mgll, whose product is annotated as monoglyceride lipase. Gene Ontology annotation, cellular component: membrane. The record is from RefSeq and is a predicted model, not a curated record. NCBI's taxonomy places the organism in Eukaryota, Metazoa, Chordata, Actinopteri, Cypriniformes, Nemacheilidae. Gene Ontology annotation, molecular function: lipase activity. Bases 178 to 1080 code for a protein of 300 amino acids. The transcript has 8 exons.